Asterias rubens (European starfish) is the source of this 1901-nucleotide messenger RNA. Its product is annotated as plasma kallikrein-like. Gene Ontology annotation, molecular function: serine-type endopeptidase activity. Gene Ontology annotation, biological process: proteolysis. The transcript has 5 exons. The coding region runs from base 566 to 1024 and encodes 152 amino acids. The record is from RefSeq and is a predicted model, not a curated record. NCBI's taxonomy places the organism in Eukaryota, Metazoa, Echinodermata, Asteroidea, Forcipulatida, Asteriidae.
AUCUAUAAAAAGUAGUUCAAACAAAACUUGUAUCAUAACUGAAAAUCUGGAGAGGGAGCCACAAACGCACAACCGAAACUUAGCUCGUUUCUGCACAACUGAUCUGAAAGUACGCGAUCAAGAUGUUCAACCUUUCCGCUGUCGGGAUGCUCUUCGUCUGUCUCGCAGGGAUCUGUCCCCAACUUUCCCUUUGUUGCCCGAAGCCGCAAACGACGAGCCCACCGACGAGCCCACCGCCGGGCCCACCACCGUGCCGGGGUUGGGAUGACUGGGGUGUGUGGACCGAGUGUAACGCACCAUGCGGCACCGGGGAGAGGACCCGAACCCGGGUCUGCCCGUGCGAUACGCGCACGCAGUGCUCAGGCGGAAGCACCGAGUACAACAGGUGUGAGAUCAUGCCCUGUGUCCCCGCAGCAGCGCCAACGUUGCAACUUACUGGAGGGUCAUUCUCGGCAAGCACAGAGAAUAUGACAGCGAAAACAACAACGAGCAUGUCAGUGACGUGACACAUAUCAUCAUUCAUGAAAACUACAACGACGAAACCACUGACAACGACAUCGCCGUCAUGGUGCUUGCUAGUCAACCACCAGAGGAAAGUCGAUUCAUCAACUCAGUGUGUUUGGACGCGGAUGUCAGUGCGGGCUUCGACGUCACCUCCGAGUGUUUCAUCGUUGGGUUCGGCGCAAUAAAGGAGGAUGGUAACACUGCUGAUGUUCUUCAAGAAGCGAUGGUACCCCUCGUGGAAAUCAGAGAUUGCAUAAAAGCUUACCCCAGAGACAUUUCGUACAAUAUGAUCUGUGCAGGAUACAUGAAAGGAGGGAUUGACGCCUGCCAGGGUGACUCCGGCGGUCCAUUGGUGUGCAGUAGACGGGAUGAGUCAGCGAACGUUGAGCGGUGGUAUCUGACGGGGAUCACGAGCUGGGGCAACGGGUGUGCCAGACCGAACUAUCCCGGUGUUUACACCAAAGUGGCUCGUUACGGAGACUGGCUCGAAAACGUCUUUGCAUCACACAGUGGGAAAUAGUUUAAUCCCAAAACAUGACAAAAUGUCAUAAUGUCUAAACUAUCAUUAAUGCCUUUGCUCUUUAAAUUUAUUUCUUUCAAAUACCUUUGGGUUUUCUAGAUGGAAUAUUAGAUGGAGUUUAUUCUUAAAAAUGAUUAUUUAGCCUAAAAGUCUUAGUCUAUCAAGUAAUAUGCCUAAGCCACUGUGGAAACUGACUGGGUGAAACGGGACUUUGGCUCCGGCUUGUUAGGAUCAGUCCGCCUGAUUGAAUCCCUGUCCAUACCGCAGGUGCACGUUUUCAAUAUAACUGGUGUAGCCUUUAGCCGUAGCCAAAGCUGAGACAGUGAUUUCGAAAAGGCCUUAGACCUCUAGAUAGCGGAGGGCGCCCUGGAGUAUUUUCGUUCGCAAGGCAGCCAUCAAAUUUAAUCAAGACAAUCCUAGGAUUGUUCUGGUCUUCGAAAGAUCUCAUUCGAUUGAUUGAAUUCGGAAAGCAUAUUGACCCUAAAGUUUUUUAACACCAAUGUCAAUCACAAAUAGAAAUGUUUCGUAUGAAAAACUUUCAUUUUAUAGUUUGUCUCUAAUGUUUCCGUAAUGUUUUUGGUUGUCUUUAAAGCAUGACCGAAUAAAUACAUAAAUAAACAAAUGAGAUACGAAUAGAGCCUAAAACAUAUGAUAGACUAUAAUAAAGCUCAACCAAACAGUUCCAGAAACAAAUGGCAUUGCAUUGACUCACAAGAUAAAAAAAAACAAGUAAUCAGUUGUUGACCGGUGCAUGGGACAACAAGUUAUAUCAUUUUCCAGUCCAAAAUGUCUGUCCAAUGCUUGCAUCGAAGCUCGGUGUUCCCAGAACGUACACUGUAAACAAAAAUCCGUAAUAACAUACGGUGCUUUACCUGGC